UAGUAGAAAUAGUUCGAUGUAACGCAGAGGGGAAUUAACAAAGAAAGGACAGUCUUCAAUUUUUAUUAUUACUUAGUACACAAAUUGAGUUUCUUUAGAUUUUUUUUUUUUUAAUCUUAGUAAUAAUAUUCCUAACAUCGUAUAUUAAAAAAGUAAAAAAAAAAAAUAUGUCUGGUAAAAAAGACGUUAUUCCACACACCGUUAAUCCUGAUCUACUGAGAGAACGUCGUGCAGCCAGUUUUCGGGUAUAUGAAUUCGCAUGUUGGUGGCAUGGAGGCGCUGAAAAGCUACGCUUCAAGAGAGACUUGGAACAAGAAAUCUUCAAGGACCUGACAGAUCAUAAUACACUGCUGCAUUAUAAGUCGCAUGCGGAAAUCUGCGACAUAGCGGUAAAACAAUCCAUCGAGCUAGCAAAGAAGCUGCGUGCAAUGCAGGCCCGCAUUAACCCGGGCGGUAAUGAAAUAUGGCCCAAACUUUACUUGUCGUCCAUGGUUUGGGGCGCUGUGCCCGCUGGGCAUCCGUUUGCCGUACAGUACGCCAUGAUGGUUGAUGCGAUCAAGAAGCAGGGCACCGACGAACAGUGGGAACGCUUUGGCAGGCGCGUGGAGAAUUUCGAAAUCUGUGGCACUUAUGCGCAGACAGAGUUGGGCCAUGGCACAUUCCUGCGUGGACUGGAGAUGCGCGCCGAUUACGAUCGGACAACGGACGAAUUCGUGCUGAACUCGCCAACGCUGAGCGCAUACAAAUGGUGGCCUGGUGGCUUGGGUCACUGCAGCAACUAUUGCCUGCUGGUGGCGCAGCUUUACAUUGACGAUAAGCCGAAGGGCGUACAAAUGUUCAUAGUGCAGUUGCGUGACGAGGAGACACACUUGCCGCUGCCGGGCAUCGACAUUGGCGAGAUUGGACACAAGAUGGGUUUCUACGGCGCAAAUAAUGGAUUCUUGGGCUUGAAAAAUGUGCGCAUACCACGCACGAAUAUGCUGAUGCGCAACGCAAAAGUCUUGCCGAAUGGCACGUUCGUGAAGAGUCCAGCAUCCGUGCUAACCUACUUUACGAUG
This is a messenger RNA of Rhagoletis zephyria (snowberry fruit fly), 1058 nucleotides long. Its product is annotated as probable peroxisomal acyl-coenzyme A oxidase 1. Lineage: Eukaryota; Metazoa; Arthropoda; Insecta; Diptera; Tephritidae. Gene Ontology annotation, molecular function: FAD binding; acyl-CoA oxidase activity; fatty acid binding. The record is from RefSeq and is a predicted model, not a curated record. Gene Ontology annotation, biological process: lipid homeostasis; fatty acid beta-oxidation using acyl-CoA oxidase. Gene Ontology annotation, cellular component: peroxisome.